GCGCGGGGUGGUGCUCUUCUUGCGAGCUCCGGAGGCACUGAGAGGCAGCCUGAUUGACUCCUUUUGACAUUAACCGGAAGCGUGGGAGACUCCGCGAGCCCAGACACCCGCGCCCGCCCCGCGAGCCAGUCAGGCAACGAGCAAAAGUCUCGCUCCUCCAAAGCGCACCUGGGCAAGCGAGGCGAGCUGACUUGCGGGAACCAGGAGCUCCUCGGUCGGCGGGCACCGCCAAGUGGGCGUCCCUCCAGGAAGAUUUUUUGGUGGUAUAUAUUGUCAUUAUGAGAUGUUGUCUCUCGGUGCUUCAUUUGUGCAAAUUAAAUUCGAUGACUUGCAGUUCUUUGAAAACUGUGGUGGUGGAAGUUUUGGGAGUGUAUAUCGAGCCCGAUGGAUAUCUCAGGACAAGGAGGUGGCUGUGAAGAAGCUGCUUAAAAUAGAGAAAGAGGCAGAAAUCCUCAGUGUGUUGAGCCACAGAAAUAUCAUUCAGUUUUAUGGAGCUGUUAUUGAACCCCCAAACUAUGGCAUAGUUACAGAAUAUGCUUCUGCUGGGUCAUUGUAUGACUAUAUUAAUAGCAACAGAAGUGAAGAGAUGGAUAUGGAUCAUAUAAUGACCUGGGCAAUGGACAUAGCUAAAGGAAUGCAUUAUUUACAUAUGGAGGCUCCAGUCAAAGUAAUCCAUAGAGAUCUGAAAUCCCGGAAUGUGGUUAUAGCUGGUGAUGGAGUACUGAAGAUUUGUGAUUUUGGGGCUUCAAGGUUUCACUCCCAUACAACACACAUGUCUCUAGUUGGUACUUUUCCUUGGAUGGCUCCAGAGGUUAUCCAGAGUCUCCCAAUAUCAGAAACAUGUGACACAUAUUCGUAUGGUGUGGUUCUCUGGGAGAUGCUAACAAGGGAGGUCCCCUUUAAAGGCUUGGAAGGAUUACAAGUAGCUUGGCUUGUAGUAGAAAAAAAUGAGAGACUGACCAUUCCAAGCAGCUGUCCUAGAAGCUUUGCGGAGUUGAUGCUCCAGUGUUGGGAAGCAGACCCAAAGAAGAGACCCUCUUUCAAGCAGAUCAUUUCGAUUCUGGACUCCAUGUCAAAUGAUAGCAAUCUUCCAGACCAAUGCAACUCAUUCCUGCAUAACAAGGCAGAAUGGCGAUGUGAAAUCGAGGCCACCUUAGAGAGGCUGAAGAGAUUGGAACGUGAUCUGAGCUUUAAGGAACAGGAACUAAAGGAAAGGGAAAGACGCUUGAGAAUGUGGGAGCAGAAGCUAACUGAACAAUCCAACACGCCGUUGCUGCCAUCGUUUGAUAUUGGUGCGUGGACUGAAGAAGAUGUGUAUUUUUGGAUGCAACAGCUCGUUAGAAAAGGUGAUACAUCUGGCGAUAUGAGUAUGUAUGCUAGCUUGUUUAAAGAGCACCACAUCACAGGAAAACGUUUACUUCUUCUGGAAGAAGAAGAUUUGAAGGACAUGGGAAUUGUUUCCAAAGGACACAUCAUUCAUCUCAAGACUGCCAUUGAGAAGUUAAGUCAGGAUUUCUUCAAUAUGUUUCAUUUUCCACCUCUGAUUAAGGACUCUGCCAGUGAAAAUGAGGCCAGUGAGGAGAAAGUGCUGAAUCUGGAGCUUGUUUUUGGCUACCAUUUAAAACCUGGGAAUGGUCCUCAGGAUUGUAAAUGGAAAAUGUAUAUGGAAGUGGAUGGGGAUGAAAUUGCAGUAACUUACAUAAAAGAUGUGACAUUUAACACUAAUCUACCUGAUGCCGAGAUUUUAAAAAUGACAAAGCCUCCAUUUGUGAUGGAGAAGUGGAUUGUGGGGAUAGGAAAAGAUCAGACUGUGGAAUGCACUGUGACUUACGAGGCUGAUGUCCACACUCCCAAAUCCACCAAACAUAUCCAGCAGGUGCAAUGGAGUCAGGUGAAACGGCAGGAUGAAGUGAAAUCAAUACAGCUGAAAAUACAGACAUCUCUCUCAAACGUGGAAGGCAACCCUCGGAGCAGAUCCAAUUCUAGCAUUGACUGCCAGUGGAUGAAUGCACUGAAAAUGCACCGUGUGACAAGCAGUCCUUCUCUCCAACAUUCCCGCCCCCACAGUCCCAACAACUUAACCCAUUUUUUACCUUACCUUCACAAUCAAGACACUUAUGCUGCUGCAGUGAGGCGGACUCCAUUGCCCACUACCUAUCAUAUUACCCCACUCAAUCAGUCAAGAAGCUCAUCACCAACAACCUAUUUAUCAUCUUUACAUCUGAAUUCCAAGGGAAGCAGCAGCUCCAGUGUGGCUUCUGAUAGUCCAUCCGAAAGGGGAAGCUCCAAAAACAGAAAUAACUAUCACAGCAGCAUCUCUCCUGGUGGGUCCACAGCUGGAAAGCGUUUUGUAAGAAGCCCAGCAGCUCAAGGGACAAUGAGAAAUGCUGGGAAAUAUCGCAGGUCUUCCCAGUCAACCUUCAAUCAAUAUCAACAUCUGCCAAGGUCACAGGAGAGAAAACACAGUCAUUACCUGCAGCAGCUCAAAUCAAUACCAGGGAUGCCCUUGAAUACUGAAACAGAAGAAGAAGAAGGAAGCAAAGCCAAUGAAGGUGGAUGGGUAAAAGUCAAUUAUUCAAAGAAAUCUUACCGACAUACUGUUGGCAAACAAAAUAAAGAGAAAUCAAAAGGCACUGGAACACUUCAGAAAAAAUCCCACUGAUGCUCUUUCAGAAAUAGGGUUUAUUUUUUAUUGCACAGAACACUAACUUUUCAUGGAGAAUGUUUCAAAUUGUUCUUAAAAUAGUUGACAAUGAAUGUGAGAGUGGAUGGCCUGUGACAGAAAUCAUCUGGGAAGAAUGCCAUUAACGCAGCCCGAUGGCUACAGUUUUCACACAUUACAAGCCCAAUAUAGUCUUCUGCCUGAAUCAAAGAACAAGAUGGCAUUUCUUCCUUCCCUGUGAAACAACACUGCCAAUGCAUCUGACAGCAGCUGGGUAGUGUUAUUGGGCCUGAAGCAAGCUAUCUUAGGUGCCAGGGGGAAUGCAGAGGGAUUACAGUCCCUGCCCACAGCAUCUGGCAUCUGAGACUCCACUGAAAUGGUAUUGCUGAUCAGCCCCUAAAGGUUCUGUUUCUUUAGUUUGCCUGCUUCUAAUCAGGUACUUUCUACUUAAGCUUAAUAUUUCUAUUAGCAUUAUAUUAUACGUAGAUCACUUUGCUUUGUUAUUUCCAAUACCCUGAUACAAUGACCAAAAAAUUACUAUUUAAACCUAAAUAUGGUGACUGAAAAAAUAGACUGCAGAAGUUAUCCUUUCCAUAUUUUGAGCUCUUGAGGUAGUCUACUGAAUUAUUUUCUCCUUGGCUUGAUUUCGUACCAGCACCUCCAAGCUACUAUAUCAAUCCUCCAUUUAGAGAUAAGCCCCAUCUACUUCCAUUGGAAUUAUUUUUAUGGUUAGGGAAAAGUGUAACAGCUUCUACAAAGAACAAAAAUAUUACAGUAAGAAAAAAGGCCUUGAUAAUCCUAAUUGUUUUUGGUACAACUAUUUAUUAAUAUAAGGUUAAAAUUUUAUUCAUUGUAUUUAACUGUACUCAGACUGUGUGUUGUCUUCAAGUAAUAAAAAGAAACAUAAUACUUAUUCAUA
Messenger RNA from Candoia aspera, 3581 nucleotides. RefSeq names its product mitogen-activated protein kinase kinase kinase 20 (gene MAP3K20). The transcript is spliced from 20 exons. NCBI's taxonomy places the organism in Eukaryota, Metazoa, Chordata, Lepidosauria, Squamata, Candoiidae. Gene Ontology annotation, biological process: signal transduction; protein phosphorylation. Gene Ontology annotation, cellular component: cytoplasm. Bases 284 to 2662 code for a protein of 792 amino acids. Gene Ontology annotation, molecular function: ATP binding; protein binding; protein kinase activity. The record is from RefSeq and is a predicted model, not a curated record.